Molecule: messenger RNA, 842 nt
Organism: Hylaeus volcanicus
Lineage: Eukaryota; Metazoa; Arthropoda; Insecta; Hymenoptera; Colletidae
Gene: DCTN6-p27
Product: dynactin subunit 6
Exons: 5
Coding region: 66-638 (190 amino acids)
Biological process (GO): mitotic spindle organization
Cellular component (GO): dynactin complex
Molecular function (GO): dynein complex binding
Source: RefSeq, a predicted model, not a curated record
AAAACAUGUAGUUCUAUAGAAAUCACUGAAGAGGGCGUUUUCCAGUGGAGUGAAGGUCGCUGACAAUGAGCUCAUAUACUAGUCGUAACAUGACCCUGAAGAUAUCAGCAGGAGCAGUAGUAUGCGACGAAAGUAUUUUAAAAGGGGACAUUACCAUAGGUCCAAAAACUUUGAUACAUCCAAGAGCCAGUAUUAUUGCAGAGGCUGGUCCAAUUAUAAUAGGUGAAGGGAAUAUCAUUGAGGAAAUGGCAACAAUAAUAAACAGACUACCACCAGAUGCACCUAAGCCAACAACAGUCCCGGUACAGAUAGUGGGCAGUUACAAUGUAUUUGAGGCAGACUCUACUUGUGAAUCUUUCAAAGUUGGAGACAACAACAUUUUAGAAAGCAAAGCAUUUGUUGGUCGUGAUGUUGAAUUGACUAAUGGCUGUGUCAUAGGAGCAUCAUGUUCAGUGACAGAACCAGAAGCAAUACCUGAGAAUACUAUAAUAUAUGGUAGCGAGUGUCAACGUAGAGAAAUGUAUGAUAAACCAUACCCUCAGAUAGGCCAGUUAGAUUUCUUAUUAAAGUUUCUGCCAAACUAUCAUCAUCUCCGAAAGCCUAAUAUGAAACCUAUGAAGAAAGGAGGUGGAAUAUGAUUCUCUACUAACUUAUUAAACAGUUCAUUGGUGUACUUGCAAUAUGAUAUAGUAUUACAAAAAAUAAUUUGAAUAUUUUGUUCAGGCAAUGUUGAAUUAAAUAUGCAUUAAUUUUAUAAGUUCAAAACUAAUUAGCAGAGUAUUAAAUUUAUAUUUAUUUGUCAUAUUUUUAUUUAUUAUUAUUUAAUAAAUUCUAACACUGUA